Messenger RNA from Fusarium venenatum, 303 nucleotides. NCBI's taxonomy places the organism in Eukaryota, Fungi, Ascomycota, Sordariomycetes, Hypocreales, Nectriaceae. The record is from RefSeq and is a predicted model, not a curated record.
AUGCGGACCCAAGGUAUUGACGCCAUUGAAGCUAGAAUGGGUUGGCUACAGAUUGACGACAAGUUCCAGACUCCUGGCAUCUUCGACGUUGAGAUGACUCAUCUUCCCAACGAUCAGAGCCACACGAUCCCACAGGAAUCGACCUCUUCGGAGAUGUCAAACUUGAAGCCAUCUGAUGCAACGAAAGUCCUCUCGCUGACUUCGUUUUUCCUGAUCUGGCAGCGUGGCCACCGCGUUUUUGCUACUGGUAUGGUCCCCGUUUAUGGCGAAAUUGAUAAGCUACGUCUAUCUCUUGGCCCGUGA